This is a messenger RNA of Penicillium taxi, 3999 nucleotides long. RefSeq lists its product as uncharacterized. The transcript is spliced from 3 exons. The coding region runs from base 1 to 3999 and encodes 1332 amino acids. The record is from RefSeq and is a predicted model, not a curated record. Lineage: Eukaryota; Fungi; Ascomycota; Eurotiomycetes; Eurotiales; Aspergillaceae. Gene Ontology annotation, molecular function: protein binding.
AUGACCGGACGUCUAAAAAACAAAUUUAAUCGACUACUUCUCAAACACAAGAAGACUGGGAAAGAGGACGCCGGCAUUGAUCAAGUGGUGGACCAAAGAGACAGCGCAACAAAUGCUAGAAAGUCAACGGGUAGCCAGGCUGCAAUCCAACCAACCCAAUCAACCGAGAUAUUUGAGCCACAAGACCUAUGGCAGGCUGCCUAUGACCAGCUCGAUGUGAAACAGCAGCAGAUUUUGUCUAGCAUACAAACCCCUUCUAAAUCAAAAGACAAGAACGCUAGCUCGAGGGAGCUGAUCGACGAUAUCGUCCGAGUGACAAAGCAACAAUACGAGACAUACCAGCAGAAGUCAGACGAUACAAUCCGGAAAUCUUCGCAAAAGAUCAUCAAUGCGGUACUAUCCUUUAAGGAUAUUAUUACUGCGGUUGCUGCACUUGACCCUACACAGCAUGCAGCUAGUGCUUGGACAGUCGUGUCGCUUGGUCUAUCAAUGACCCAAAACUAUCAGAAUGCAAGAAAUGCAUUGUUUGAAUCAUCAGAGUACCUAGCCGAUGUCCUUGCACAAAGUGCCUUUAUCGAACGGAAAUUCUAUCUGGACGGCCACCCAGAUACCCGAGAUCAUGUGCGAAGCGUAAUGAUCAGUCUCUACAGAUCAGUUCUGCACUAUUCAGCACAGAUUCGGAAUGCCCAAGAGUCUAGUAUGGGAAGGAUUCUCUUGGACUCUAUUACUGGCCCCCCACUUACGGAGCUCAAGACCUCACUCGAAAAAGAAAGGGAAUAUUUAGGCCGUUGGGUUCAGCUAGGCGGAUACCUUCGCCAUGAAAGGGACGCAGAAAACCUCCUUGUCAAAAUCGAUGACCUAGGCGAAUCUAUGAAGCUUCUUCUCGAGAAGUCUAGCUUUGAACAUCUACAUGUCGUGGAGAGAGCAUUAUAUGACGCUCAUGGCCACGAGCAUGAGGAUCCCUGCCUUCAAGGAACUAGAACCGAACUCCUUUCACGUAUCAUACACUGGGCGGAGUCAGAUGAUAAACUCAUAUUUUGGUUAAACGGGAUGGCAGGGACCGGAAAGUCUACUAUUGCACGGACAGUUGCACAAAUAUUUAAAGACAGGGGACUGCUUGGUGCCACGUUUUUCUUCAAACGAGGCGAAGCCGAUCGUGGUAUUGCAACCUACUUGAUAACCAGCAUCGUGGGACAGCUAGUUACCAAAUACAGACAACUGGCACCUGAAGUUUUGAGCGCCAUCAGGACUGAUCCGAGAAUCACAUCGAAGUUCCUAAACAUUCAAUUUGACCAGCUUCUCUACCAACCUCUCUCAAAACUACAAUCAGACCAAUCAACCACAACUGUGUUUGUCAUUGACGCUUUAGAUGAAUGUGACGGGGACGAUGACAUAAAGCUUAUACUUCAUCUCUUAUUUAAAUUACAAGAGAUUAAGUCUAUACGUUUACGGGUGAUCCUGACGAGUAGACCUGAGCUUCCAAUUCGUUACGGCUUCCAGGAGGAAAAGAAUCACCAAGACUUAGUCCUCCAGGAAGUUCCUGCUCCAGUGAUCGAACGCGAUAUUCGCCUGUUUCUGCAAUACAAGCUUAAAGUGAUACAACACGAGAAGAAACUUCCCUCGGACUGGCCAGGGAAUGACAAUAUUGAUAAGCUGGUGCAGAUGGCUGUGCCUUUGUUUAUCUUUGCAGCCACAGCAUGUCGCUUUAUCAAAGAUGGACUACAUCCCCAAAAGCAGCUUCAGAAGUAUCUUGAUAUUGGAAUCACAAGUGCAACACAGAUGGAGAAAACAUACCGACCAAUUUUAGAUCAACUUAUAAGGAACGAUGAAGAGAUUCUACAAGAGUUUCAAGAGAUCGUCGGGGUUAUUAUCCUCCUUGCUACCCCACUCUCAGUGACAUCUCUUGCUCUGCUUUUACAAAAGUCAUCACAUGAACUCAAUGACUUACUGGGUUUUCUAUCUUCGGUUCUCAAUUUACCAAGCGACACAAACACUCCAGUUUCUAUUCUACACCUAUCGUUUCGAGAUUUUCUACUCAGCACAGAAAGUGACUUCCGUAUUAACAAGAAUGAUACACAUCGAAAAAUAGCAUCGAACUGUCUCCGCAUCAUGGAGACUAGGCUUAGCCACAAUAUCUGUGAUCUAGCAAGUUACGGCCAAGAGUGCAGAGAUAUCGAUCCUCAGAUCAUCCAGCAGCGCCUCCCAGCUGAUUUGCAAUACUCCUGCUAUUAUUGGGUACAUCAUCUAAAGCAGAGCCAGGGUGGUAUUUCUGAAUGGGAAGUUCUCUCUUUUCUUAAAAAAAGAUUCCUUUACUGGUUGGAGGCCCUAGCUUUGAUGGGAAACAUAUCCGAAGCUGUAACAAUGAUAAAGACACUAGAGUCAAGCAUAUGGAAGAAACUGGAUCCUGCUCUUUCAGGGUUUUUAUAUGAUGCAAGAAGAUUUACUCUUCAAAAUGCUUAUUUAGCUGGCAUUGCUCCGCUACAGCUCUACUGUUCCGGUCUAGCGUUUGCACCAACACAAAGUGUCAUCAAGGAGACAUUUCUUAGCGAAAUUCCAAAUCAGAUCCAGCCGCUACCAGCGGUAAAGGAUUCCUGGAGCCUAAGUCUACAGACGCUAGAGGGCCAUUCAGAUUCGGUUACAUCAGUGGCCUUCUCUCCCGAUGGGCUCACGCUGGCAUCGGGCUCAUGGGAUAACACCAUCAAGCUCUGGGAUACGGCGACGGGCACGCAGCGGCAGACGCUAGAGGACCAUUCACAUUUUGUUGUAUCAGUGGCCUUCUCUCCCGAUGGGCUCACGCUGGCAUCGGGCUCAUGGGAUAACACCAUCAAGCUCUGGGAUACGGCGACGGGCACGCAGCGGCAGACGCUAGAGGGCCAUUCAGAUUCGGUUACAUCAGUGGCCUUCUCUCCCGAUGGGCUCACGCUGGCAUCGGGCUCAUGGGAUAACACCAUCAAGCUCUGGGAUACGGCGACGGGCACGCAGCGGCAGACGCUAGAGGACCAUUCACAUUGGGUUACAUCAGUGGCCUUCUCUCCCGAUGGGCUCACGCUGGCAUCGGGCUCAUGGGAUAACACCAUCAAGCUCUGGGAUACGGCGACGGGCACGCAGCGGCAGACGCUAGAGGACCAUUCACAUUGGGUUACAUCAGUGGCCUUCUCUCCCGAUGGGCUCACGCUGGCAUCGGGCUCAUGGGAUAACACCAUCAAGCUCUGGGAUACGGCGACGGGCACGCAGCGGCAGACGCUAGAGGACCAUUCACAUUGGGUUACAUCAGUGGCCUUCUCUCCCGAUGGGCUCACGCUGGCAUCGGGCUCGGAUGAUAACACCAUCAAGCUCUGGGAUACGGCGACGGGCACGCAGCGGCAGACGCUAGAGGGCCAUUUAGGUAGGGUUACAUCAGUGGCCUUCUCUCCCGAUGGGCUCACGCUGGCAUCGGGCUCGGAUGAUAACACCAUCAAGCUCUGGGAUACGGCGACGGGCACGCAGCGGCAGACGCUAGAGGGCCAUUCAAAUUGUGGUACAUCAGUGGCCUUCUCUCCCGAUGGGCUCACGCUGGCAUCGGGCUCAUGGGAUAACACCAUCAAGCUCUGGGAUACGGCGACGGGCACGCAGCGGCAGACGCUAGAGGGCCAUUCAGAUUCGGUUACAUCAGUGGCCUUCUCUCCCGAUGGGCUCACGCUGGCAUCGGGCUCGGAUGAUAACACCAUCAAGCUCUGGGAUACGGCGACGGGCACGCAGCGGCAGACGCUAGAGGGCCAUUCAAGUGGCAUUAACUCAUCAGUCUUCUCUACUUAUCCUGGUGAGCUUCUCGAAAAAGCUCCUGAAACUUUCCAGAUAUCAUUAUCGAGUAACUGGGUUAGUUUUAGAGGGGAGAAUAUACUAUGGCUCCCUGAUGAAUAUCGUUCAUUUUCAUGCCAGGCUGUCAAAAAUGCCACACUUGCACUCGGAUUUCGAGAUGGACGAGUCUUGAUUACGGGAUUCCAUACGCAUAUAUUAUAA